Messenger RNA from Lotus japonicus, 582 nucleotides. Its product is annotated as LOB domain-containing protein 25-like. The record is from RefSeq and is a predicted model, not a curated record. NCBI's taxonomy places the organism in Eukaryota, Viridiplantae, Streptophyta, Magnoliopsida, Fabales, Fabaceae. The transcript has 3 exons. The coding region runs from base 1 to 582 and encodes 193 amino acids.
AUGGGUUCUAAUCCAUGUCUAAUAUGUAAGCAUCUAGGAAAACCUUGUUUUGGCAAUUGUGAGUUUGGUCAAUACUUUCCUGUUAAUAGGGAAGAAGAGUUUUCUAAUGCUUGUAGACACUUUGGCAUAAGCAACAUACUUCGUAACAUGAGAGUUGUCCAACCACAUGAAAGACAAGCUACUGCUAAGUCCCUACUUAUUGAGAGUACAAUUCGGAGAAAUGAUCCAGUUCGUGGUUGUCUUGGCGUUGUGUUGGAUCUCCAGAGUGAACUAGAAACUUUAAACAAACUUCUCAAGUUUUACAGAGAUCAAGCAUGCCCAUCAAACUUGAAUACUUCAACAACCUCUAUUAUCCCGGCACCGAGUAACCCAAGUGUUAUUGCUUCAAGCACCCAAAUACCAACCUUGGCAGAAAGUCCAAGUAGAUCUUUUCCUGGCAUACCUAUUGAUCUGGACACAUAUUUCAGCACUUUUGAAAAAGGACAACCAAGCGCUAUGGCAUCCAAGGGAAAAUUGAUUGUUGAAGAUGAAGAGUUAGAGGCCAAUGAUGAAGAGGAAAACAUAACUUCAGAGGAAGAUUAA